This is a messenger RNA of Musa acuminata AAA Group (dessert banana), 636 nucleotides long. Its product is annotated as heavy metal-associated isoprenylated plant protein 23-like. The record is from RefSeq and is a predicted model, not a curated record. NCBI's taxonomy places the organism in Eukaryota, Viridiplantae, Streptophyta, Magnoliopsida, Zingiberales, Musaceae. The transcript is spliced from 2 exons. Gene Ontology annotation, molecular function: metal ion binding. Bases 111 to 551 code for a protein of 146 amino acids.
UCCGUCUUUUGUUUCUCUUCCUUCCCUCUCGUACUUCGAAACUAUCUUGUUACGGGUUAUAUUGUAUCCGUCUCCUCUUUCUACCUCGUUAUCAGCCGGAGGCAAGCAUCAUGGGAGAUUACAUCUGUGGCUUCCUGUGUGGCGGCCACCAGUACGCAAACAGGAAGCAGUUGCAGACGGUGGAGCUCAAGGUCAGGAUGGACUGCGAGGGCUGUGAACUCAAAGUCAGGAAUGCCAUCUCCUCCGUCACAGGAGUUCAGUCGGUGGACAUCAACAGAAAGCAGAAUAAAGUGACUGUGACUGGCUACGUUGAGCAACACAAAGUCCUGAAGAAGGUUCGAUCCACGGGCAAGAGAGUUGAGAUCUGGCCUUAUGUUCCCUACAACCUUGUCACUCACCCUCACGGUGCUCAGAUCUAUGACAAGAAGGCACCCCCCGGGUAUGUCAGGAAUGUGGAGGUGGUCACUGUGUCCAGCCAACCACUCAGACAAGAUGACCUGCUUACCAACUUGUUCAGUGAUGACAAUCCAAAUGCCUGCUCCAUCAUGUGAAGAAACUCAGAUCUAUAUGUUUCUAAGUAGAAUGAGGGUGAUGUUCUUUCUUCUCUGUGGCUUUGCAUGGGAGUGGGUGUUAUCA